Sorghum bicolor (sorghum) is the source of this 990-nucleotide messenger RNA. RefSeq lists its product as uncharacterized. The record is from RefSeq and is a predicted model, not a curated record. Bases 366 to 698 code for a protein of 110 amino acids. NCBI's taxonomy places the organism in Eukaryota, Viridiplantae, Streptophyta, Magnoliopsida, Poales, Poaceae. The transcript has a single exon.
GCAGCCCGCCGCUCCUUCCCUGCAACUUUCCGGCCUCGCUCCGCCCCCAAAUCCCAAGAGCUGAUGGGGGCAGCGGCGCACCCAAGCAAAACUGUAAAAGAAGCUUCCACUCACUCGCUCACUCCCAGUUGGCCAGCCAGUAGCUCAGUUCGCCACCACUUCCCCGCCCCAGGCCAGCCAGAGUUCCCCCAUCAGGCGAAUCCGUCCGUCCACCCGUCGCCAUCGCGAGCCUCUUCUGCUGCAGUUCUCGCCUUUUUCUCCCUCCUUUCGCUCGCUGCCGGCUCGGCCUCAUUCGGGCAUCCUCGGCGCGCACGCCACCGUCCGCGGGAGCGAGGAGCAGCAGUAGCGCAGUGCAAUCUUAUAAAAUGGGCACGCACGGCACAAGCCGCGGCCUCACUCUCCCGGCGUGCUCGCGCUCCCCACCUCAGCUCAGCUUCAGCCCGCCGCUCUCCAAGGUGACCAACGCCAUGAGUCCCGGAGGUGGGCGCGUGGGGGACGGCAGCGAGAAGCCGCCCCCGCCGACUCCGGGAGCACAUCCCCGCUACAUCCCAAAGAGAGGGUCGGUGCUGAAGGGGAUCGUUCGCGGCGUGCUGGACCUCAUCUCCACGCCGAUCGGCGCGCCAGCGAACUCCGGCGGUCACCGCGUGCGCCCGGCGCCGGUCGGGGAAGGAGGUGAUGGCGCGGUGCAGGGGAAGUAGGUGGAUGGGAGUGGGAUUUGUUUGCGCGCUCUACGGUGACGAUCGGCUCUCGACGGCCCACUCUUUUUAUAUGGGCCGUCUGUUCUAGUUACCUCCUGCCUGCUGCUUUGUUUGUGUUGUCGUAGCAUCUUUGCAGUUUGUUCUUAAAACUUCUUAUUACGCAUCGUGGGUCUUGGUGUUUAUGUCUUGUCUCAAACCACACUACUAGUGCUUCUAGAGCCUGUGCUGUAUUUUGGUUUCUGCAGAUGAUUUUGAGCAACUGAGGAGGUAUCUCAGGUGCCGGUCACUUCAA